Molecule: messenger RNA, 2074 nt
Organism: Ostrinia nubilalis (European corn borer)
Lineage: Eukaryota; Metazoa; Arthropoda; Insecta; Lepidoptera; Crambidae
Exons: 5
Coding region: 454-1119 (221 amino acids)
Source: RefSeq, a predicted model, not a curated record
UGAUGGCUGGCGCACGCGUGGACGGGACUCAAAGAAAGUUAUUUUGUUUUGUGUUUUACGUGCAAAGUUAACUUUAUCAAAACAAGUUUUUCGUGAAUUUUUAUAAAUAACUUUCCAAUGCAGUGAUUUCUAUUAUCUGGAUUCGAAUUAAAACAGCAUUGAUUGUUUAUUUUACAUGUCACAAAAGUGAACAAGUUUCUGAAGUGCACAUCCCAAGUUGAAAGUUUUAAAAACAAGGCCAACAUUCGAUAACAGAUUUUUCGCGCGCCGUGAGAACAAAGAAAACUGUUAUGUUGAGACCAACAAUGAUGGCCGCGAACAGUCUCCCACCGGCUGAAUAGAUAGAAAACCAAGCAAAAAGUGACCAAUUAACCCGUUCAAAGACAAUGUGACAUAACGCCAUCUUGCGGUUAACGUUUGAACUUGAUUGUAAGUGAAAGUGCUUCGGGCAAGAUGAAGUUGAAUCUGUUUAGGCGGUCUAUGAUCUUCGCUACGUUCUUCGGGGCGUGUCUUUGUAUCGCGUUGAUAGUGGCGUCGUUGGGGACGACGCAUUGGAUAGAUGCGCGGGCGCGGCGGACUUCAAACCCUCUGGAAUCGGAGGGCAGAAUCAGCUUUGGACUCUUUGAGGGCCACAAAGAGCUCAAUUUUGGAUACGGGUGGAGGAACCAUGACUUCAGCGUAAAAGCCGGCUCCCACCCUGCCCGCCGAUGGGCCUGGUGCGGGACAGCCGGUCAGCUGGGCGCAGCCUUGAUAUCAGCCGGGGGCGCCUGCAUACUCGCAGCCCUGGGCUCUGCGGCCCGGGUGCGGUGUUCACCACGUCCACUGCUGAUUGGGAAUUCUUUAGCAGUGCUGUUCACCCUCGGAGCGAUAUCCGUGUGGCUGACCGAGUACUUCCUGCGGCUGCAACACAACGUCAUGUCUGAUGAGGACCUGGCCAACACCUGGUCUUCGGACGGGAUGGCCGAUCUGGGACUGUCUUUUUGGUUGGUGGUAUCCGCCAGCAUAGCAGCCUUCGUCAACAUAGUAUGUGUUCUCAUAGCCAUGUCUGACGCUAGAGACAUAGAUACGGUAGCCCCGGCAUUAGAGGAGAAAGUCAACGGCGCCAUCAUGCUGUACUAAGCAGCCUACCGACCAAAUGGUUUGUCGUGCGGGCAACAGAUGGCGUUGUACUCCAUUUACAUCGCGCUAGUGUAUGCUAUUUGAACUUUGCGAAUUCGUGUUGUUUUUAAACUUACAUCAGAACGAUUACAGACAUUACAACUUGAAUUUGAGCAAUUAGAUUCAAGAUUUUUUGGGAAAGUCAAUGGUGAUUAAAAAGAAAUAAAGACUUAUUUUCAUUUUCUAAAAAAAUGAGACAGAUACGAGUAUUCUACUUUUCUUUUGUAUCAACCAACAUUGAUUUAAACGAAUAAAUAAACUUCGUAACUAUGAAUUUUAUCUAAAAAUGAAUGGCUUGGAUUAUAAAAUAAUAUCCAUGUAUUUGAAUCUCUUAUAUUGUCUCUAAUUUUGGAUAUCUAAUAAUAUUGUCUAUGUUCAAACGAGCAGAAAAGGCUGAAUGGUUAUCCCCUUACUAAUAAAAUUAAUACCUGGGUAGUGGGUACAUUAGUAAAGUUACAGGUCAUUUGUUACUAUGAUAAUUGGUAGUAACUAUUUCUUUAUUUGCCUACUGAACAAAAAAUCAACACACUUUGUUUCGGUAUUCGUUGAGGUACAUACAAAAAGACGUUUUGAUAUACCUAUUUGUGCAUAAUCAAACAAUUAAAUAAAUUAUUUUAAGGUUGUAUAAUGUCUUUCCAUAAAUUAAUGUAAGAGUUGAUUAGUAAGGGGGUUAGUAGUUAAGUACUUAUUUUAAUGUAUUAUAUUCCGUCCAUUUUAUAUUAGUAUUAACAUUUUACCUGUUGUAAGCAUUCCAAUUAAUCUGUACAAUGUUUAAUUGAAAUAACGCAAAGCUUAGACAAUGAAAUAUAUUUUCUACACUAAUAUUAUAAAGAGGAAAACUUUGUUUGUUUGGUUGUAAUGAAUAGGCUCAAAAACUACUGGACUGUUUUUAAAAAUUCUUUCACCAUUCGAAAGC